This is a messenger RNA of Megalobrama amblycephala (Wuchang bream), 1239 nucleotides long. RefSeq names its product transmembrane protein 186 (gene tmem186). The transcript is spliced from 2 exons. The coding region runs from base 408 to 1148 and encodes 246 amino acids. The record is from RefSeq and is a predicted model, not a curated record. Gene Ontology annotation, cellular component: mitochondrion. NCBI's taxonomy places the organism in Eukaryota, Metazoa, Chordata, Actinopteri, Cypriniformes, Xenocyprididae.
AGCACUGUGCGAUGAAAUGAACUUUUGUGGAGAUAAGUGAUAUGAAAACUGCAUAAAUUGUUAACGUAAUACAUUUUGUUAUAUUAUUUUGACUAUUUGUGUGGUGUAUUUUAUUUGUCAUUAUUAUGUUUCAGCUGCCUAGACUACGGCAACAGAUGUCCUCUAAAGUAACUCAAGGAUUGCCCUUGACAUACUUUUAUCAUCUUGAGUAAGACAUAAACGUCCCUGUACGUAAAGGAUUUUGGUUUAUAUAAGAAAAAAAAUCGCAAAAAAAAGAUAACGCGUCCAAGCAAUAAGAAACGUUUACUAUUUGCUUAAUUUUGUAUUUUACCCGUUUUAAAUUUGACAAGUUAAAAUAAAACGAUUGUAUAGCAAUAAAAACUCAAGGACUUUUAUUUUGAAGUGGCAUGACUUUCUAUUAUGUCCAGCUUCACAGAAGCACUGCGAGUCUGUGCGAGAUGCACUUAACUUGUGUAGAGAUGACAAUGCCAGCACGCUUAAUCCGCAUGUCCCGUCUUCCUCUGUAUGUGUGCCGGGGUCAUCAUGCAGGACUCAUUUCACAAGCUCACGUGCAAAACAGCGGAGACCUGGGAAACGUGGGUCGACGGAUGCCCAUUACAGUCUCACGCACCCUGCAGAUUCAACUUGUGUCAUUCUGCUCUGACUUUGCAUCAAAGAAAUACAAUCUAAUUUAUGCUUUCCCGGCUAUCAAAGGUCUGCGAGCUCUUUCAAGACUCAAACUGAUGCAGACGGGCAUCACUGUCGUCUUACUGCCCUCUGUAUAUUACCUCUACCUGCAGGGACAGGCCUCAGGAAUGCUGAUGAGUUACACCACAGGCAUAGCAGUGUUUGCUGGCAUCAUGCUGUACUCCAUAAGCCACUAUGUCAGAAGAGUGGUUGGCAUGAUGUAUCUGGAUUCAUCGCAGACCGUCUUAAAGGUGUCCCACCUGAGCUUUUGGGGUCACAGACGGGACGUAUACAUGCCUGUGUCUGAUGUCCUGACCCUGGGAGAUUCAGGGGACACCAAAGGAGAACCGAUCCUUCGUUUAAAGCGCUACAGCAGUUCUGAUACGAUGUACUUCUCUACCAGACUGGGGCGGGUGGUGGACAAAAAUGCAUUUGAGAAGGUUUUUGGGAGUUUGUCAUGAAUUUAUGUGUGUUAUUUAAAGUCAUGUCAUACGCCAUUGGAUUUUGUUUUCUAAUCGAAAACUGACAAAUAAAGAUGUGUUAUUGAUUUUA